AUGUUCAACAAGAAGAAGACGAAGUCCCGCAUCCAGAUCUCGGCGCCGUCUAAUUUCGAGCACCGCGUGCACACCGACUUCGACGAGCAGGAGCAGAAGUUCGUGGGGCUGCCGCGCCAAUGGCAGUCGCUCAUCGAGGACACGGCCAAGAGGCCCAAACCCUUCAUCGACGCCACCGUCAUCACCACCGUGGAGCCAAGAAAGACCAUCGUGCGCGGCAGCAAGCUGGGGGUGGACGGCUCGCUGACCUGGCUGCUGGACGAGUUCGACGACAUGUCCGUGACUUGUUCCAACUCCCUGCGCAGAGGCAGCCCCCCCGUCCAGCCCCGCAGGGACUCCCACUCCUCGGGCGGGGGAGGGGGGCAGGAGAACGGGGACCCCCACCACAGACACUACUCACACCCAGAGAGACAAGACAGAGAUCGACCCAGGCAGGAGCAGCGCGGGGGGGGCGACCCCCACCACGGGCAGCGGGCGGCGCGCCCCCCCCAGAGAGACGAUGGCUCCCUGGGCCGGCCCCAGCAGCAGCCCCGGGGCCAGGAGCCCAGCCGGGCCCACAGGGACAGACCCGGCCCCCCGCCCCCCCCACACAGAGACCGACACCACCGGGAACAGGUGCAAACAGAAGCUCCUGUGGGCUCCUCUGGGGGGGGGGGCUCAUUCCUCUCAGUUCUCAGUGGUUACUUGGUUUUUGUCCAGGAGCAGGCGGCCCGCAGGGAGCAGGCGGGCGACCACCGGCCCAAGUCCAGCUAUGUGGCCCGGGAGGGCAGCCCCCAGUCCCCCAGGGACAAGAGGCCCCUCUCGGGACCCAACAUCCGCACCCCCAACCUGCCGGCCACCGAAGGGCUGCCGGUGCGACACCAUGAGUCCUCCCCCCAGAACGGGCCCUCCAGCAGCUCCAUCCGCAGUUCCUCCGGCUCCAAGCCUCCUGCGAGCCACCAGUACCCCCACCACGCCUCCCAGCCCAGCCUGACCCCCGAGGCCUCCCAGCACCCCCACACGCCGCACCCCAGCGUCCCCGCCCCGCGCCCGCCGGCGCCCUCCGGGCCCCCGCCCUCCGGCGGCCCCCCCCAGGGCCGCUCGCCGCAGAGGGAGCCCCAGAGGGUGUCGCACGAGCAGUUCAGGGCGGCGCUGCAGAUGGUGGUGGACCCCGGAGACCCGCGGACCUACCUGGACCACUACAUCAAGAUCGGGGAGGGCUCGACGGGCAUCGUGUGCAUCGCCACGGUGAAGGCCACCGGGAAGCUGGUCGCCGUGAAGAAGAUGGACCUGAGGAAGCAGCAGCGCAGAGAGCUACUGUUCAAUGAGGUGGUCAUCAUGCGCGAUUACCACCACGAGAACGUGGUGGAGAUGUACAACAGCUACCUGGUGGGGGACGAGCUCUGGGUGGUCAUGGAGUUCCUGGAGGGAGGAGCUCUCACCGACAUCGUGACGCACACCAGGAUGAACGAGGAGCAGAUUGCCACCGUGUGCCUGUCGGUCCUGAAGGCGCUCUCCGUUCUCCACACUCAGGGGGUUAUCCACCGAGACAUAAAGAGCGACUCAAUCCUCCUCACUCAUGACGGACGGGUGAAGCUGUCCGACUUCGGCUUCUGCGCCCAGGUGUCGAAGGAGGUGCAGAGGAGGAAGUCUCUGGUCGGCACGCCGUACUGGAUGGCGCCGGAGCUCAUCUCCAGGCUGCCGUACGGGCCCGAGGUGGACAUCUGGUCGCUGGGCAUCAUGGUGAUCGAGAUGGUUGACGGCGAGCCGCCGUACUUCAACGAGCCGCCGCUCAAAGCCAUGAAGAUGAUCCGGGACAACCUGCCGCCCAAACUGAAGAACCUGCACAAGGUGUCCCCCCUGCUGAAGGGCUUCCUGGACCGGAUGCUGGUGCGGGAGCCGGCCCAGAGGGCCCCGGCCAGCGAGCUGCUCAAGCACCCCUUCCUGAGCAAGGCGGGCCCGCCGUCCUGCAUCGUCCCGCUGAUGCGGCAGAACCGGAUGAGAUGAGCGUCGCCCCGGGAAACGGCGUCCCGGGACACCCCUGCUCAGAGGUCAAAGGUCAGGCGGGGGCGGUGUCUUUAGGCGCUGAACUCGAGGGGAGGAUCGAUUCUUUUUCCCUUUCCAUUUGGGACAGAAGCUGGAUUUUGAGAUGGAUUUCAAGCCUGAUUUCAGGACGCUUUGAAGGAACCGGAGCUACUUUUUAAUCUCACUUUUUAUUUUUUUUUGUGGACAAUCUGGAACCUGCUUCACUGCGGAGGCGUUGCUCCCGAACCCAAAAACUUACUACUGAGAGAGGAGCUCCUCCUGGGCUCCAGAAGAGUCACUCAGACUUCAUUUUGUAGCCAUAACAAUCUACUAGCUUCCUGUUUUAAACGAGCAAACAUACACUAAGUGAAGAGGUAAACACUGGAGUGGUAGCAGAUGAAUUCUUUUAAUUCCUCCUAAUUUUCCUGUGUAAGUGUAAUAUACAUAGAAAGAUAUAUCGGUUUUUAAGGCGUGCCACCUUUGCUCUGUGAUUGUUGUUGUUUCCUGGUUUGUUGUUUUUUUUAGAUCGAGUUGAUUUUUUAAGCACUGUCGAUGAAGAUAGAAGCUGCGCUGGCAGCUGGAACACUAAAGUGUCUGUUUGUCUUUUGGUUUAGUGGAGAAGCCGUGCACAGGCCUGUAACACUGAGUCCAAACCAGCCGGCUCUCUCUUUACCACUGAGUCUCACUGUAGUAUUUUUAGACCCGCAGGUUUUUCAACGCCCACCACUAAUUAUUUCAGCUGGUAGAGGAAAAUCGUCUCACACACUAAUGGUUCGUUUUAUUUAGGAAACUAGUUUUGAACGGGAUAAAACGUGUUUAAGCUUCUCGCUGGGCAGCUGUGUUCAUUCUGUGGUGCACAUCCGCCUCCUUAUUCCUCCUCUGUGGCCAAAACACUGAUUUUUAGAGAAGAGUUUGCAUUUCUGAGCUCCACUUGUCCCCUGAAUGCCUCGUUAGGGGUUCCGACUUUGUGUUUUUUACUCAAAAGCUGAGAAAAAGGACCAAAAGUCGUCCGAAAAGAAGCUUUUAAGAAAAAAAGAGGCUUUUCUGAUGAUUACAAGUGCUCAAAUUCCUGCGAACAAAAGCAAGAGAGGAAGUUUUUACUAGUGAACUGACCUCCAUCAGAAGCCAUUUUGGCAGAUUUGGAGCUCUUUCUGACGUCGGUCUGCUGAAUGAGUGGCUUAAAGUUAAAAAACGACGGCAGAGGAGCUGAAACUGUGGCCUCUGAGGGGCGUUUUCUGAAAAACAAACACUAAGAAGUGGAAUUCCCUCUGCCUUUGGGGUCGUUAUCCUGUCAGAAAUGCAGAAAGCCCUGCAGGAAAGCGGCCGGAGCUCGGCUGAACGCCGAUCGUGUGCGUGCACGGCGCCGUGCGCGGCGAUAAGUGGCUGCAAAUGAGCUUUGCUAAAGCAGACGCGGCGAGUGCUCUGGGCCCCGAACAAAAACCACAGCCUCUCAGAGCAGGAAGUCGGUCUAAUCCACACUAAUUCUUUGUUUUCUGACGCUGCUGAGCAGCUCGGUGGCUGUGACCUGGUUUGAUUGUUUCUGGCGUGCGGCUGCCGUGACGACGGCGUCUCCAUCCGGCUGCUGCUUCACCGCGACGGGCCCGACUUCCUCCCGGCUCCGCCGGAGGCUUUGGGGCCCAAAUGGGGCCCAAACGGGGCCAUCUGGCUGUUUCUAAACCACUAGGAGACGAGAGUCCGGCCACCUCGGCUCCCCGGAAUCGUGACUCCGCCUCCAGCUGCUGACAGCUGGCCCUGAGGCGCCUCGGGGGCGUCUGCACUUCGCUUUUAAAGCUCUGAGGGGUCGGCUUCUGUGUCUGUUGUGGUCGGAGGCCAACAAUGACUCAGACGUUUCUGCCUCUUCUUUUCGGGGAUCCCGUGUCCUCCUUCCAGCGGCUCCUAUCGGGCCUGGAUGGUGAAAAAUGGGGAAAGAAGCAGGUUAAAUGUCAGUUUUCUGUUUCCAGCUGAACUCUCAUGGGUGAAAAUCAGCAGGAGAGUGAAUUUCUCCACUUGUUGAUGUAUUAAAUCGAGCAAACUGCAGCGUGAAAUGCGAUUUUUGACCUCAGACCAUUGACAUUUCCUCCUGGUUUUUCUCCCCGCAGCAGCUCUUAACACUUAGUUUGGUUUUCCAGGUUUAAUCAAACUCUACCGAGUCCUUUUCGGCCUCCCCGACCCCUUUGAUCCUCUUUUCUUUACCAAUGUGAAAGUCCUGUUUGUCCACUGCUGUGACGCGUCAUAACUGCGUUUUCUGGAGCAGGUUUGUCUAAUUUCACGCCUUAACGGCCACAAACUGACUGGAAACUUCCAGAAGCUCGGGCCUGAGCUUCUGGGGCUGAAAAGGUCCAAUCCGGGGGGGGCUGAUGAGGAGCUUCCAAAGGUUUCUGUGGAUUCGGUGCCUCGCUCAGCAGCCUCAGAUCUUUUACCCCCCCCUCCCCCUUUGGGGACGUCAUCCAUCUUCCAGUGAACAUUUUGCAGCGUUUUUCCCAGAAGCUGCAAAAUGUUCCAGCUUAUUCUGUGGGAUGUCUGUGGAGUGGGGGGGGGGGGGUAGUGACUCACCUCCUGUUUCUGUCAAUCUGUCGCUUCUCCGUCAUUGUUUUUUUGUAAAUUUCACUGGUAUUGUAAAACAUAGACUUCAGUUUUUUGUUUUCUUUUUUAAAUGUGCAAAUACAGUUUUUUUGGAAAACACUCGUGUCGUGUUUU
Molecule: messenger RNA, 4701 nt
Organism: Menidia menidia (Atlantic silverside)
Lineage: Eukaryota; Metazoa; Chordata; Actinopteri; Atheriniformes; Atherinopsidae
Source: the annotation of a GenBank genome assembly